AUGGUAAGUUUCAUAACCUCUAGGCAACUCGAGGGUCUAAUUGAAAAUCAGAGGAAGGAUUUCCAAGUUGUUGAUCUUCGGAGAGAAGAUUUUGCACGUGAUCAUAUUACAAACGCUUGGCAUGUUCCAGUAACAGCACAGAUUACAGAGAAGCAACUGAAUCAAUUAAUUACAGGUCUAUCGGAUACUUUCUCAAAUUCUCAAUUCGUCAAAGUGAUAUUUCAUUGUACUGGGUCCAGGAAUAGGGGACCAAAAGUUGCUGCUAAAUUCGAAACCUACUUACAAGAACAAGAUAUUACAAGUAAGUUUGAGAGUUGCAUCCUCGUUGGAGGUUUCUACGCUUGGGAGACCCAUUGUAGAAGGAGUAACCUUAAAUUGAUUGCUAGUGGUUGA
This is a messenger RNA of Saccharomyces paradoxus, 393 nucleotides long. Its product is annotated as Arr2. The record is from RefSeq and is a predicted model, not a curated record. Gene Ontology annotation, cellular component: cytoplasm; nucleus. The transcript has a single exon. Gene Ontology annotation, molecular function: protein tyrosine phosphatase activity. Lineage: Eukaryota; Fungi; Ascomycota; Saccharomycetes; Saccharomycetales; Saccharomycetaceae. The coding region runs from base 1 to 393 and encodes 130 amino acids.